This is a messenger RNA of Nicotiana attenuata, 2639 nucleotides long. Its product is annotated as diphthine--ammonia ligase. The coding region runs from base 251 to 2482 and encodes 743 amino acids. Gene Ontology annotation, biological process: protein histidyl modification to diphthamide. The record is from RefSeq and is a predicted model, not a curated record. Gene Ontology annotation, molecular function: diphthine-ammonia ligase activity. The transcript is spliced from 12 exons. Lineage: Eukaryota; Viridiplantae; Streptophyta; Magnoliopsida; Solanales; Solanaceae.
GAAAAGAAAUGGUAACUUUAUCUUCAUUAGGUGAAAAUUUCUUUACACUGUCUUAAAUCCUUGCAAAAAUGGCAAGAGCCCAAUAAAACGUACUAAUCACAGAGCUCAAAAAUAUCAACGCAUAAGACCUUAGUACUGAAGUCAAACAAACAGCGUAAACUCACCGUUAUUUCAAAAACCCUACUUCGCCGGCGCAAUCAUCUCGGCAACAGGUCGGAAACAGUGCCAGUUCUCGUCGCCGGUUAACAAUAUGAAAGUCGUGGCUUUAGUCAGUGGCGGCAAAGACAGUUGCUUUGCCAUGAUGAAAUGCAUUCAAUAUGGUCACGAGAUUGUUGCGUUGGCUAAUUUGAUUCCCGCGGAUGACGCAACCGAUGAGCUUGAUAGUUACAUGUAUCAAACUGUUGGGCACCAGAUAGUUGUUAGCUAUGCAAAAUGCAUGGGACUCCCAUUAUUCCGGAGGCGAAUUCAAGGAUCCACAAGGCAUCAUGACCUAAGUUACAGCAUGACUCCUGGUGAUGAAGUUGAAGAUAUGUUUAUAUUGUUGAAUGAGGUAAAAAGACAGAUACCUUCUGUUGAUGCAGUAUCUUCUGGUGCAAUUGCAUCUGACUACCAGAGAUUACGAGUGGAAAGUGUAUGUUCAAGGUUAGGGCUUGUUUCUUUGGCAUACCUAUGGAAGCAAGAUCAAUCAUUUCUUCUUCAGGAAAUGAUAAGAAGUGGAAUUAUUGCAAUAUUAGUGAAGGUUGCUGCUAUUGGAUUGGACCCCUCAAAACACUUGGGAAAAGAGCUAGUAUAUCUGGAGUCCCAUCUCCACAAGCUAAAAGAGUUAUAUGGAAUAAAUGUCUGUGGUGAAGGUGGAGAGUAUGAAUCAUUAACCCUUGAUUGCCCUCUGUUUAAAAAUGCGCGGAUUGUGCUGGAUGAAUUUCAAAUCGUCUUGCAUUCUUCAGAUGCCAUAGCCCCUGUUGGCAUCGUCCAUCCCCUGGCAUUCCACCUCGAAAGGAAGGUAGAGUCAAUAUCUUCAAAUGCCAUUGAUGAAGGCAGCAAUGUCUUCCAGGAGAACGUGGAUAAAGUAUUUGAAGUGCAUGGAGAUGCCCAACAAGAAGGCGAAGCUGGUGGCGGAUUUGUUGCUGUAAGCUCUAAGCGACCAGAUGUCAGUAAGGAGGAGCUCAAAUUUUCAAAAACAAAGAAGGAUGAUAUCUUUUCUAUUUCUUGCUGGCUCCAAGAUUCGUGUAAAAAUUCAGCAGAUUUGCGGGAGGAUCUGGAGGUUGUUUUAAUGAGAAUUGAAGCUCUGCUCGUGGAAAAUGGUUGCUCUUGGGAAAAUGUACUGUAUAUCCAUCUUUAUAUUGCCGAUAUGGAUGAGUUUGCAGUGGCAAAUGAAACCUAUGUCAGAUAUAUUACUCAGGAUAAGUGUCGUUUUGGCGUACCAUCACGGUCUACCAUUGAGCUCCCUCUAUUGCUAGUUGGUUUAGGGAGGGCAUAUAUUGAAGUUUUAGUGGCAAAUGAUCCUACUAAAAAGGUCUUGCAUGUACAAAGCAUUUCUUGCUGGGCCCCUAGUUGUAUUGGUCCAUACAGCCAGGCUACAUUGCACAAUGACAUACUACACAUGGCAGGACAGCUGGGGCUUGAUCCAGCCACAAUGGUGCUCUGUGAAGGAGGUCCAGUUGCUGAACUUGAACAGGCACUGGAAAACAGUGAAGCAGUGGCUAGAUGCUUUAAUUGUUCAAUAUCUACAUCAGCCUUAGUCUUUGUCAUAUAUUGUUCAGCAGCCAUGGAAACGUCCGAAAGAGUUGUUGUUCAGAACAAGACAGAAGCACUUCUUAAUCUAAUGAAGUCGCUCCAUGCUGAGGGCGCAAAGAAGACCAGAGUCCUAAAUCCAAUUUUCCUAUAUAUUCUUGUUCCUGAUCUGCCAAAAAGAGCACUGGUUGAAGUGAAGCCCAUGCUUUACACUGGGGAGUAUAUGUCGGCUCCAAGUGACCAUGCCAUGCAGUAUCAAUCCACUGGACAAGGUUAUUGGGGCUUUGAGUAUGAAACGUGGCAUGACGUUUGCCUUCAGAAAUGUAUUGCUUAUGGGAAAGUAUGCACAGCAAUUCUUUCAGUUACUGAAGAGCUUGCAGCAAAAAUCUGCUCCCUGGCCAAUGUUGCAGGUCAUGCCAGUGUCAAGUCCAAAGGUCCUGUUGAAAAGGAACAAGUCAUAAUGAUCGCAAGAUUUUGUAUUUAUCGUCUUGAUAGAGUCCUUUUGGAGAAUAAUUUCUCUUGGGACGACGUAAUGAAUUUCAGGCUCUACUUUGCAGGUAGCCUCAAUAUCCCUCAUGGAACAUUGUCUCAAAUCUUCACUGAUGUUUUUAAUGAAUUUGCUCAGAUGAGUCAAAGAGUUAAAGUAAAUGCUGAGCCUAUUUUAAAUAUCAUUCCAGUCUUGGGUGCUGGGAAGUCUUUAUCGACUUUGGAUGAUAUAUUUACAUGUGAAUUCAUUGCUAGGAAAUGUUAAAUCUCAUUUAAAUCAGGGAAUUAUAUAUUAAAUGUUGAGAAAAAGGGAGUUUUGAACUUGAACAAAUUCUUAUAAUGUUAUUGCCACCCCAAUUGUUGCAAAUUACACUUAGCUUUACAGGAAAUGAAUAUAUGAAUUGCAUCUCAUUUCUGCAAUA